AUGCAUACAUAAUUAUCCUGAAGUAUAUUUCACAUUUCCUAUAAUGUACAAAUUACCUAAUAGACAGCUACCAGCCGAAACGGUAGAGUUUUUUUCAUCGUCUAUAUACAGAAGUAUAUCUAGCUCAGAAUCUACUUUAAUUUGUUGUUACUCAGCUAAUCGUAAGUAAUGACAAGCAAUUUUCCGGUGGCAACCAACAACAAUUUCAUUGUAUUGUAAGAAUUUAUUUUCGUAUCAUAAAACGUGUUUACAAAUACAAAUGGCACGACGAAACUUACGCCCAACUGCACUGGGGGAUUCUUCCUUACAGGAGAAAGAAGCAAAAAAACCCCUUCGACUUUUGAACUCAUCCAAAAUCGAACAACCUCAAGUUUGUCUUAGAGAAUGGAAGUGUUGUCAAUUUAAGACAUUACCAAAUUGGCUUCAGGACAACCAAUUUCUUAUUUCUGGUCACCGACCACCACUCCCAUCUGUUCGAGAAUGCUGUAAAAGUAUUUUCCGUAUUCAUACUGAGACUAUAAAUAUAUGGAGUCAUCUCUUGGGAGCGUUAGCGUUUAUCGGGGAAGCCAUUCACUUUAUGAAUCAAGAGAAGAUUCCACUAGAACAAAAAUUGGUCAUUUCUGUAUUCUUCUUUGGAGCGGUAACAUGUUUCAGCCUGUCCGCGACCUUCCAUGCCAUCCACUGCCACUCGGAAUCGGUGUGCAAAUUAUUUAGCAAAUUGGACUACGUUGGAAUAUCCACAUUGAGCAUGGGUUCCUUCUUUCCUUGGCUUUACUACGGAUUUAAUUGUGACACAUGGAGUCAAAUGGUUUAUUGGAGUGUGACAUUUUUUCUUGGACUGGCGACAAUUGUUGCAUCAUUGUCAGACAAAUUCGGAACGCCACGAUGGCGACCAAUCCGUGCCAGUAUAUUCGCCGGAUUUGGACUCAGCGGUGUAAUUCCAGCCAUUCAUUAUAUUUCAGUACGAGGAUUUAUUCGAGCAUUUACAAUAGAUCCGUUCGGAUGGUUGCUUUUAAUGGCGGUUCUGUACAUCUUGGGAGUUCUUUUUUACUCAUCGAGAAUCCCAGAGAGGUGGUACAAGGGAAAAUGUGAUAUCAUGGGUCAGAGUCAUCAGAUAUUUCAUAUCCUAGUCGUUGCAGGAACGUACGCUAAUUAUCAUGGAGUUUUGCAAUUGGCCAAACUACGAGGAGCAGAUGGAUUCUGUGAAGGGAUUGAGAUAUAAAUAGGCGUUAAGGCGUUUCAUAAUAGUCAAUUACGUUUCACAAUAUCAUUUCUCUGUUAGUUAAUUUAUCCUGGAUACUGUAAUGCACUGAAUGAUUUACUUAUACAAAUAUUGGUGUGCAUUUGUAUAGACAAAUACAUAGAUACAUAAUGGUACAACGAUGGUACAAUA
Messenger RNA from Folsomia candida, 1393 nucleotides. Its product is annotated as adiponectin receptor protein. NCBI's taxonomy places the organism in Eukaryota, Metazoa, Arthropoda, Collembola, Entomobryomorpha, Isotomidae. The transcript has 7 exons. Gene Ontology annotation, cellular component: plasma membrane. Gene Ontology annotation, molecular function: signaling receptor activity. Bases 260 to 1222 code for a protein of 320 amino acids. Gene Ontology annotation, biological process: adiponectin-activated signaling pathway. The record is from RefSeq and is a predicted model, not a curated record.